AUGGGUAGCAAUCAAAAAAGUACUUAUUCAUUCAAGUUCAGGAAUCCAAAGCUAGGAUUGAUUAAGGGGUUGAUCUCAGAUGUGAAAAAAAUCAGAAGGAACAACUUUUGUGUUGAGUAUGGUGACCUAUUGACUAUCAUGAACACUGAAGUGGAUGCUUGGGCCAUUUUCACUUUGGCACAAUUAUAUGAUCCUCCCUUGCGGUGUUUCACAUUCCAGGACUUCCAGUUGGCGCCAACACUGGAAGAGUUCUCACAUAUAGCAAACAUUAGUAUCAAGGAUGAAGUCCCUUACACCGGUCUAGGGGGAUUUCCUACACAUCAACAAAUAGGUUCAUCUAUACAUCUAGAUAAAGCGGAAGUGAAAGCUAAUCUUGGACCAAAAGGAGACACUUUGGGCUUCACUUUGAAGUUCUUAGUGGGAAAAGCUUCAGAUUUCAAAAGUAAAGAAGAUUGGGUCGCUUUCAAUGUUGUGUUAGCCUUGAUACUCUAUGGGAUUGUCUUGUUCCCGAACAUUGAUGACUUCGUGGACAUGACUGUUAUACGCAUCUUCUUGCUCAAGAAUCCCAUUCCCACCUUGCUUGCAGAUGUUUAUCACUCCAUCCAUUGGAGAAAUGAGAAGAAGGGGGGGAUGAUCCAGUGUUGCGCUCCUUUACUGUAUAAAUGGUUUUUAUCUCACUUACCAAGCGAAGGGCCUUUUGUUCAGAACAAGGAUAACCUCAAGUGGUCUCAAAAAAUCAUGUCUCUCACUGCUAAUGACAUCACCUGGUAUUCUCGUGUUUAUGAUGAUGUGGACAUAAUCGUUAAAUGUGGCAACUUCCAUAAUGUGCCACUCAUAGGAACUCGAGGUUGCAUCAAUUACAAUCCUGAGCUUGCUAUGCGACAACUUGGGUUUCCUAUGAAUGACAAACCAAAAGACAAGUUGUUAGAAGGUUUCUUGCUGGGAGAAGGAGUGAAGGACUUUGAUCUGGUGAAGAGGAUAGGUCGUGCCUGGACUAAAGUUCGUAGAGAAGGAAAAAGGGAGCGUGGAAAGAAGAAUUGUAUAGCUAGAGGGCCAUAUACAAGUUGGGUCCAAGCCAGAGCUUCUCAAGACAAACUACCAUACCCUUAUGAGCCUCCAAUGCAUACAAAUCCUCCAGAACCUACUCACGUCACUAUGGAGGAAGCUAAAGAGCUCAAAGUUGUCAUCCAAACAAAUGUGGAAAGGACUGAUAAGGAGGAAUAUAAGAGAAAAAGAGUCAAACAGGGGUUAGAUCAGGCUGACAGCUGCUUGAAUACCGUCAAAAGCCAACUGAAAGAGGCUGUGAGGGAUUGUCGUGAGAAAGAGAAAUGGUGGAAGCUCGCCACAAAACAAAAGAAGGAGAUAAGAGAGACGCUUGAGGCUGAGAUAGCCAACCUCAGUGUUUCACUCUUUGAAUCAAAAGAAAGGGAAGAACGAGAACGCCGCAGUAAAGAGAGUGUUAUGGCUGCUACUCAGGUUACACCUGAAAUGUGGAAAGGAAAGUGCCAGAAGGCUGAAAAUGCUAAUGAGUGGGAACGAUACUGGAGAGGCCGACAUGACUCUUUGCUACAAGAAGGUGAAGAUUGGAUGAAUGCAAGGGAAAAUGUGAAUGCUAGUUUGGAAGCCUGCGAGGAAACCAUCCAGUUUUUACAUGAACAAAGAAAUGAGUAUCGAGACAAGUUUGCCAGUUUGAUAGACUUCUGUAAUGGCAUGGCUACGAAUGUGCCUUUUAUGCUAAGAUGUGCUUUGGAAGACAUAGACAAUGACAACAUCCCUCAUUCAGUGACUGAAUUUAUUUAUCUUUGUGAAGACAUGAUGAAAAGGUUCAAAGGAGAGUUGGAAGAUCUCAACAAACAGAAGCCUGCAGUUUGA
Molecule: messenger RNA, 1872 nt
Organism: Lathyrus oleraceus (garden pea)
Lineage: Eukaryota; Viridiplantae; Streptophyta; Magnoliopsida; Fabales; Fabaceae
Exons: 2
Coding region: 1-1872 (623 amino acids)
Source: RefSeq, a predicted model, not a curated record